AUGACAGUUUGUGAGUACCACGACAAGUUCACUCAGUUGUCGCGGUAUUGCCCGAAUGAGGUGGAGAACGAUGAAGACAAGCAAGAUCACUUCCUGGAAGGUUUGAAUGAUGGCCUGUCCUACAUGAUGUCAAAUGUCAAGCAUGCCAGCUUCCAGGAGAUGGUAGACAGGGCGUUGGUGCUUGAAAGCAAGCACCGCAAGAUGGAAGACAAGAAGAGGAAGUAUAAUUCCUCUCAGCAGCAGCGCCCCGCUAGUCAGGCGCCUCGUCAGAAUGCCCCAGCACCAUCAGGCUCUCGCCAGAACUCCAACACUGUCCCAGUGAAGCCCAACGCCAACCCCACCCACACUGGAAAUACCUGCUUCAAGUGUGGUCAGCUUGGACACUACGUGAAUGCGUGCCCCCAGAGGCAGAAGAAUAACAACAACAAUGGAAUGGUGAAUCAUGUGAAGCUGAAAACUGCAGAGGAGGCUCCAGAUGUGUUCAAGAAAUGCCUGAGGGUGCCUGAGGAACAGUUGCCACUAGAGGAACUAGAUUUGCAGGAUGAUCUAACUUAUGAAGAGAGUCCUAUCAAAGUCCUGGACACAGCAGAUCAGGAUGUCUUCGCGGAACCGCACCGGCUGGGGCCUUUGCCUGGCCUUCUCGAGACGAGACACGCCGACGCGGCGAGCUCCCACCCGCCGCCCAUGGCACCACCGCCGCCCGGCCUGCGCUCGCCCCCGGUCUGGCGCGCGGUCCACCGUGGAACGCGGCUCAGCCCCCCCCCCCCCGCGCGGCCGGUCCACGUGGACCCGGCCCAGGCAGCCGCCUCGCCCGCUCCCGCAGGCGCGGUCCACCAUGGACCGCGGCCCCCUGCCCCGCGCCCCGGUCCACAGCACAGUGCCGUGGACCGGCCACUCCCGCGCCGCCACGUGGCCAGGCCGGCCACGGCCCCGCGCGCCCCUGCUGCUUUUGCAGAAAAGCCCUCGGGCUUAUUUAAAAUUAACCCGCAGUCCUGCUCAGUUUAA
Messenger RNA from Sorghum bicolor (sorghum), 1005 nucleotides. Its product is annotated as pollen-specific leucine-rich repeat extensin-like protein 1. The record is from RefSeq and is a predicted model, not a curated record. Gene Ontology annotation, molecular function: zinc ion binding; nucleic acid binding. Lineage: Eukaryota; Viridiplantae; Streptophyta; Magnoliopsida; Poales; Poaceae. The transcript is spliced from 4 exons. The coding region runs from base 1 to 1005 and encodes 334 amino acids.